This is a messenger RNA of Carlito syrichta (Philippine tarsier), 1166 nucleotides long. It is a transcript of the gene GPR108, whose product is annotated as G protein-coupled receptor 108. The transcript has 12 exons. The record is from RefSeq and is a predicted model, not a curated record. Gene Ontology annotation, biological process: transport. NCBI's taxonomy places the organism in Eukaryota, Metazoa, Chordata, Mammalia, Primates, Tarsiidae. The annotation marks the transcript as partial. Gene Ontology annotation, cellular component: membrane; Golgi apparatus.
CGGGCCUAGGAGCGUCAGAGGCGGAGUCAGUGGAGGCGGUGGCUCCAGAGAUGGCAGUAAGCGAGAGGAGGGGGCUCGGCCGCGGGAGCCUCGCGGAGUGGGGGCGGCGGCUACUUCUGCUGCUGCUGUUGGGCGGCUGCUCCGGGCGCAUCCACCGGCUGGCGCUAACGGGGGAGAAGCGAGCAGACAUCCCGCUGAACAGCUUCGGUUUCUACGCCAACGGCACCCUGGAGGUGGAGUUGAGCCUUCUGCGGCUGGGCCUUCAGGAGGCCGAAGAGAAGUCCCUGCUGGUGGGGUUCAGUCUGAGCCGGGUUCGAUCUGGCAGCAUUCGCUCCUACUCGACUCGGGAUUUCCAGGACUGCCCUUUCCAGAAAAACAGUAGCAAUUUCCUGGUGCUGUUCUUCAUUAACACCAAGGAUCUGCAGGUCCAGGUACGGAAAUAUGGCGUGCAGAAGUUGUUCAUCUCGCCUGGGCUCCUCCCCGAAGUGCCCUCUGAACCGGGGCCCCCAAAGCCAGAGCCCACGGUCACCCCCAAGGUGAAUGACGGGACCACGGUCAGCAAGGCCAAUUCGACACCUGCAGCAUCUCAGGACCCCAGAGGGAAGGACAAGGACCUGGUGCUGAGCCUCAGCCACCUCAACAACUCCUACAACUUCAGCUUCCAUGUGGUGAUCGGCUCCAGGGCCGAGGAAGGCCAGUACAACCUCAACUUCCACCACUGCAACAACUCCGUGCCUGGAAAGGAGCAUCCUUUCGACAUGACAGUCAUGAUCCGGGAGAAGAAUCCUGAGGGCUUCCUGUCGGCGUCGGAGAUCCCCCUCUUCAAGCUCUACAUGGUCAUGUCUGCCUGCUUCCUGGCCGCUGGCAUCUUCUGGGUGUCUGUCCUCUGCAGGAACACGUUCAACGUCUUCAAGAUCCACUGGCUCAUGGCGGCCCUGGCUUUCACCAAGAGCAUCUCUCUCCUGUUCCACAGCACCAACUACUACUUCAUCAACAGCCAGGGCCACCCCGUCGAAGGCCUCGCCGUCAUGCACUACAUCACGCGCCUGCUGAAGGGCGCCCUCCUCUUCAUCACCAUCGCCUUGAUCGGCUCGGGCUGGGCCUUCAUUAAGUACGUGCUGUCGGACAAGGAGAAGAAGGUCUUCGGCAUCGUCAUCCCCCUGCAG